UCAUCAUUGAACCAUUCAGCACUCACAAUGUUCAACAUUUAUAAAGGUGAGGCCAAUCCAUCAUUCACAUAAUCACAACAUAACACUCUUAUCCAUACAAUCUGCUUCAAGUCAAUUUAGUAAGUUCCAAAAAUGUAUCCACCACCAGAACAAGGAAAGCCAACAUACAAUCAACCACCAGCAGCAGCCACAGGUAUUCCAGUGAGCUACAACAGCACUACAUCGGCGUACUCCGGUGCCUCAUCGGAUUACGCGCCUCCUCCUCCGCCUAAACCUCUAGUUGAAUGGUCCACCGGUCUUUGUGAUUGCUGCUCUGCCUCAUCUGACCCUAGAAAAAGCUGCAUAACGUUUUGGUGUCCAUGUAUCACUUUUGGCCAAGUUGCAGAAAUCAUUGACAAGGGAUCCACUUCAUGUGGUGCUAGUGGGGCUUUGUAUACAUUGAUUUGCUGUGUGAUUGGGUGUCCUUGUUUGUAUUCUUGCUUCUACCGGUCAAAGAUGCGACAACAAUACGGUUUGAAAGGAAAUGAUUGUACAGAUUGCUUGAUUCAUUGCUGCUGCGAGGCAUGCGCCUUGUGUCAAGAAUAUCGUGAGCUUGAAAACCGUGGAUUUAACAUGGUCAUUGGGUGGCAUGGAAAUGUUGAGCAACGGACUAGAGGAAUAGCAAUGGCUACAACUACAACAGCUCCAGCAGUUGAACAGGGCAUGAGUCGUUGAAGUGAGUGAAGAUAUCCAUAUGUAUUUUGUGUGCUUCAUUCAGUGAGUGUGUUCAUAUAUAAUCUUUGUGUUCAUCUUAUCUUAUCUUAUUUAGUACAAUAGUGUCUGAAAUAUGAGGAUUCUUGUGUCACUGGUAACAAAAAUAAGAGUUGCUAAUGUAAUGUAAUCAAAUAUCAAACAAAUGUAAUCCACUCACCAUGAUUUCUCUAUGUGUAGCUCAUCUAUAUAUAGCACUUACAUUUAUUUUUUAGAUUCAACCAUUUUGUUA
Medicago truncatula (barrel medic) is the source of this 982-nucleotide messenger RNA. RefSeq names its product protein PLANT CADMIUM RESISTANCE 2. The transcript has 4 exons. Bases 133 to 714 code for a protein of 193 amino acids. Lineage: Eukaryota; Viridiplantae; Streptophyta; Magnoliopsida; Fabales; Fabaceae. The record is from RefSeq and is a predicted model, not a curated record.